Messenger RNA from Phanerochaete carnosa HHB-10118-sp, 2130 nucleotides. RefSeq lists its product as uncharacterized. Gene Ontology annotation, biological process: fatty acid metabolic process. Gene Ontology annotation, molecular function: medium-chain fatty acid-CoA ligase activity. Bases 273 to 1919 code for a protein of 548 amino acids. Lineage: Eukaryota; Fungi; Basidiomycota; Agaricomycetes; Polyporales; Phanerochaetaceae. The transcript is spliced from 3 exons. The record is from RefSeq and is a predicted model, not a curated record.
GGGCGAUUAGCUACCGCCGCCCUGUCAUCCGUCGACUUUUGUCCGAUACAUGAUCCUGUUGGGACCUUUUCACACCAGAGCGUCUCCCUCGGACCGCUCUUUUCUCACUUCGGCAUGUAGCGCUGAUAGUGAAGGCUAUCCAGGUCCAUGUUUGAGCUUGACAACCGACGUGACUCGGCAAAUGUCCAGCUACUGCUCAAGAUGUCAUAUAAAAUCCGUAGCCAGGUCCUCCUCAGAUCUCGUCAACCCACCUUCCCCCGCCGCUUCUAUCAAUGCCGUCCUACAAGACUCACAUAUCCAUACUGCGACAGAUAGCUCUCGAGCACCCCGAGUCGCCCGCCUUCCAGGUCCCAGAAUACGACGCAAACACCCAGCGGAUAUUGCAAUGGCAUCCAAUCAGCUACAGCCGCUUCUUUGCUGAUGUCGAGCACUUCGCAAGGUAUUGGUCAGAGAAGCUGGCUGCGAAGGGCAUCCCACCCUCUUCGGUCGUCGGCGUCUGGCUUGGUGGAAUGACCUACGUAGACGUCCUCCACAUAUAUUCCAUCGUACGAGCAGGAUAUGUCCCUCAGCUAUUCUCUCUUCGGCUACCCAACCCGGACGUCAUCUUCGAACUACUCCAAAAAUCCAAUGGCAAGGCGCUCAUCUACGAUUUAUCCUUCGGCACUAUCUCCUCUCACGGCCCGGUGACGGCAUGGGCCGCGGUGGACGCGCGCGCUGAAGAGACGCGCUCGGUUGUCCUUCCCCCAGUGGAAGAGGACAAGAACGGCGAUGAGAUCUUGAUGAUCUUCCACACAUCGGGUUCGACAUCGGGGCGGCCGAAGCUGAUCCCCUGUAGCUAUGCUUGGUGGGAUUUCAACAUGCUGAAGGCAAAGCGAGCAACAACCCCCCGUAACCCAGCACGGAAGGACGUUACAACAUGGAUGGGAAGCAUGUGUCAUAUUGGCCAAACCAUCAUGUUCGCAGGUGCUAUGCAGCAUGCGGCUUGUACCGUCCAGCCGUCAUGUCAAGCAUUUCCCUCCUCGGAGCUCAUGGACAUGAUUGCCCUCUGCGGUCUCAACCGCAUGGUGCAGUUCCCCACCUACCUCGCUAUCCAUCUCCGGAACUCCCGCAAAGACCCGAAGCUGCUCGCCAUGCUCCAGGGUAUCGACCAGAUCUUCUACUCUGGACUUAAGCUCUCUCAGGAAGAUGAAGAGUGGGUCCACCGACACGGUAUCAAAAUCGUCAACUGCUUCGGCAACACCGAGUGUACAAUUAUGCUCCUCUCGGAUACCGAGUGGAAAGGAAUGAACGCUCCUCUGGCUCCGGUGCCGGACACUUCCUAUGCGUUCAUGCCACUCGCCUCUAGCGAAGAGAAGACUUUCGAGAACGCUAACGCGCGCCUUCUGGAACUCGUCAUCCUCUCUUCUUCCCUCGACUGCCCUGACCGCUCGCUAUGCGCUGCCGAUGGCCAUUACCACACCGGCGAUCUCUUCCUCGAAGUCGCACCCGGUCGCUACGUUUCGCGCGGGCGGGACGAUGAUUGGAUAAAGUCUGAGAACUCCCUGCGAUGCGAUACCAAAGCCAUCGAAGACAACGUCCGCCAGACCUGUGCUGAUCUCAUCGAGAACUGCAUCGUCGUCGGUAACGGACGGCCAUCACCGGCGCUGUUCGUCGAGGUGAAAGCGGGCCUGAAUGACGAGAAAGUCAGGAAGGACAUCAUCCGCCGGACGAGACAUUUCCACUCCCGUCGCUACCUUCACGAGCGCAUCACAUCCACGAAUUCGUCAUUGUUGUGCCACAGGACACGCUUCCACGCACAGCGUCGAAAGGCAACAUCAGGCGCAGAGCUGUUGAGGAGUCCUUCGAGACGCGGCUGGACUGCAUCUACGGUGUUGCACACUAAUUGCUCUUGCACAUACCCUACUCUAAUCGGAUCUUAAUUCUUCGGGUUUCACUGUUGCAUUACUAGACUACGCACACGGACUAUCUGUAGCAUAAGGUUAUUCUCUCCACUGCCUUCACUCAUCUUUAUUAUAUAUAUAUAAUAUCUAUCUAUACUCGGAGUAUCCUUACAGUAGAUGUAGACUAAUCUCCUUGGAUGUACGUACUGUACAGCGGCUUGAAAAUGGCAUUCCCCGGCGCGGCAUGGCC